Cuscuta campestris is the source of this 995-nucleotide messenger RNA. The record is from the annotation of a GenBank genome assembly. Lineage: Eukaryota; Viridiplantae; Streptophyta; Magnoliopsida; Solanales; Convolvulaceae.
CUAUGUUAUUUUACUCUCUUUUUUUACAAAACCCCUUCGUCCUCUUUUCUGGCGAGGGCGCAGAGACCCAUUGCUCGAUCUGCUGAGUUGCUUCGCGACCCCCGCGAGGCCGGGAAUUACGCCGGUAGUGCCCAAUCCUAUACACCGGAAUCCGACCACAUCACCGCUGCUCAAGGAAUAGAAGGCCGCCGUUCGAGCUUCCAAAUUCCGCCGCCACAGCCGAAGCACAGAUCCGCCGCGAAUUCCAACCAAGGAUGAAGUCGAAGCGACACCCACCAUUCAGCACAGUGGGGCAGCGCUCCAUUCCAUCUGCUUUCCUCUCAACCUCUUCGAUCCGUUCAGGGAAAGAUGCAGAAAUCAAAGCUCCCGGCGAGAAGAAGCGCCCAAAUAUCUCUCUUUCCGACUACCUGAACAAAAAAUUGCACCGGAGCUCCGUUUCACCUUUACCUGGUUCAGUCAAGACGAGGGACAAGCAAUUCAUGGCGCCAGAUGAAGUUCAUUCAGGUAAAGAAAAGGGGAAUGAAAGAGAGAAGGAUAUGGAUGAGCGUUGUUUUGUUGGUGCUAUGUUUGAGAAGCUUAAACAAUGGGGGAAAACCAGUGAUGGUGCUGGGGAAGAUGUGAUUCCUUCUUGCACAGAAACAUCAAAUAAAAGAGGAAGAAGUGUGUUUGAAGGUGAUGAUGAUUGCAAGCAAAAGCCUGCUGGAAAGAAACUGGUAGUCCUUGGAGAGGGUUCAAAGAGUAAGCAGAAAAGAAUUGGAGAUUGGAAAGCCAAGAAAUCAGCAACUUACUUCAAUCACUAUGCAAGUGGGGGAGGGUGGUGGGAUUGUGAGAAGGAAGGUGUGGACAAUGAAGAAGUUGGAUGCAAUGGAACAUGGGAAGUCUACCACAUUCCUCAUUAGUGUGUGGACGGAUUCUUCUAAUAAGUGUCGCGCUUCUAGUCCCCGAAAUGUCCUUUAUAUUGUGUUUGGAAAAUUGUGUCUCAUUUGAAUUCUUAG